This is a messenger RNA of Aegilops tauschii subsp. strangulata, 4757 nucleotides long. Lineage: Eukaryota; Viridiplantae; Streptophyta; Magnoliopsida; Poales; Poaceae. The record is from RefSeq and is a predicted model, not a curated record.
AUGCCUUCACGAAGGGACACGACGUCAGGAGACGUCGUCAUCAUCGUUGCCGACGAGGUCGACAAUAGGCUUUCGCCCGAAGCAUCCCAGCCCGGCCGACUCCGCAAACGCCGGCCCCCGAGUCCGGCAGCGCUAGACCUUCCCCUCUCCUGCCAGUCCACGGCGAGCAUCCCCACUUGGUCCAGCAAGAGUCAUCCGCAAACACAGCCGCUCACCUCGAGCACCUGCAUAGACGGAGUUGGUUCUGUCUCGGCUGCCACCUGCACCCAGCCCCUCACCGCCGGCCACAACACCACACCACCACACGCCUACCCCGCCGACAGCAGCCACCACCGACCCCCCAGCCGCAACCAUGGAGUGCACCAGCCGUUGGAGCCACCGCCCCAGAGGGGUCCAGAUCUGGGCGAAGAGAGGCUCCCAGACCAGGCAUGGCAGUCACCAGGGUCACUGCCACGGCCUGCUCCACCACGCUGCGCUGACCACCACACCCGCCUACGCCACCAGCCCCCAGUCGCGGCCGCGGGGACCGCCGGCCAAGGGAAACGGGCCGCCGUCCGAAGGGAGCUAGAUCUGGAGCUCCCCUGGGCAGAGCGGCGCCGGAUCCUUGGAGACCCAGCUGCCCACGCCUCCGCGCCGCUCGCGCCGGCGCACUGGUCGACCAUUGCCGGUGCGCGGCCCCGACCACCCGCGCCCGCCCGCGAGUCCCCGUCGCCGGCCAGCGUCCCGCGCCGCCACGCCUGGAGAAGAGGAGGGAGAGCCGUCCCCGCCGGCGCCGGCGCCGAGGGCUUUGCCCAGGGACGCCCUCUGGCGGCGGCGGGAGGAGGAGGGGGGAGGCGAGGGUGGCUGUCGGCGGUGGCUGGGAUAAUCUCCAAGAAAGAGGCUUUAAGUGCCAAGGGUCAUGAAAUGAAGGAUGAAAAAGAAGGAAGAAAGCAUCUCUGGCUCUCUGCACCUGCACGUUGUCGCCGUGAACUGGAGCGAUCAUCGCCGAGAGCAAUGGCGGCCCAGUGGUUGCUGCUCCUGCUCUGCGUGGCCGGAGGCGUCCCUCGUGUUCGUUGCCAGAGCGCGCCCGACAGCACUGGUUUCAUCAGCAUCGACUGCGGCCUCUCGGAGCAGAGCAGCUACGUGGACGAUGCCACCGAGCUGGCCUACACCUCGGACGCCGGCUUUAUCGACGCCGGCUCCAACUACAACGUCUCGGUCGAGUACAUCGACCAGUCCCACUGGAGAAGCCACCGGCAGGUGCUCAGCCUCCGCAGCUUCCCCGGGCCACCGGGGCGGCGCGGCUGCUACACCCUCCCGUCCUUCGUGGCGGGGACGUCCAAGUACCUGGUCCGGGCCACCUUCAUGUACGGCGACUACGACGGUCUCAACAAGCCUCCCAUCUUCGACCUCUACCUCGGCGUCAACUUCUGGAAGACGGUGAACAUCUCCAGGCCCGACGCGGUGCACGUCGCAGAGGUCAUCGCCGUCGUCCCGGACGACUCCGUGCAGGUCUGCCUGGUGAACACUCGCUCCGGGACGCCCUUCAUCUCGUCGCUGGAGCUGAGGCCCCUCAAGGACACGCUGUACCCGCAGGCGAACGCGACGCAGGGGCUGGUGCUUGUCGGCCGGCACAACUUCGGCGCCGCCGAUCUGAUCAGGUACCCGAACGACACGUACGACCGUGCAUGGGUCCCGUACACCAACCCGGAGGACCAGUGGACUACCAUCUUGACGUCGUCCAAGGUGGCCAUGGAGGUGGAGGAUCGCAAGCCGCUCUACGACGUGCCCUCGGUGGUGAUGCAGACUGCCGUCCGGCCGAGCAACACCACCAGGAACGUCAUGUGGUUCCCCUGGGACGCCGAGCCCAACCACGUCUACCCCAUGCCUGGGCUCCUGCCUGUCUUCUAUUUGGCGGAGCUGGAGACCGUGGACAGCAAGCAGGAGCGGCGCCUGUUCCUCAUCAGCCUCAAGCGGCCCAACUCCUCUGCUUCGUGGCUCAUAGGCGACUUUGAUUACCUUGUCACCACCGUCGUCUCCAGGACUACCGGACGACCCGUCCCGUUCGUCAGCCCCAAGGAGAACCUCGUCAUACUAGGAGCCGCCAACGCCACGACACUGCGACCGAUCAUGGAGAUCAACUCCACAAUACUACCGCCAUUCAUCAACGCCGCAGAGCUUUUCACCCCUAUUUCCACCGCCGGGGUUGGGACCGACGCUCAGGAUGUAUCUGCCAUCACUGCAAUCAAGGCUAAGUACCAGUUGAUCAAGAACUGGGUGGGUGACCCAUGCGCCCCAAAGAACCUAGUGUGGGAUGGGCUGAACUGCAGCUAUCCCAUCUCCAGACCUCAGAGAAUCACAAGCGUAAACAUGUCAUUUGGCGGUUUGAGUGGUGAUAUAUCAUCAUACUUUGCCAAUCUCAAAGCUAUCCAGUACCUGGAUUUGUCACAUAAUAACUUGACUGGAUCAAUUCCUGAUGGUCUUUCACAACUACCCUCUCUCGUGCUACUAGAUUUGACAGGCAACAAGCUUAGUGGAACGAUUCCGUUCGGCCUUCUGAUACGAAUUCAAGAUGGCAACCUAACUCUAAGAUAUGACCACAGUCCAAACCUUUGCAGCAACAGCAGUUCUUGCCAGCCUAUGCAAGCGAACCGAAACUCUAAAACCACCGGCUACAUUGCUGUUGUUGUAGUGGCAUCCGUGGUUGUAGUAGUACUAGUGGUACUACUACUCUUUUUCGUAAUAAGAAGAAAACAAGGUGAGCCUAAGAAACACUUGGCAUUAGCACAACUACUGUUCUACCUGUGUCCAUUUGUAACUGCAAGCAGUGAACCGGCAAAUGUACAUAAUGAGGAAAGUGACGUGCAAUCGCGCAAUCGUCGAUUCACAUACACGGAACUGAAGGUGGUAACAUCCAACUUCCGGCGAGUGCUUGGGGAAGGAGGGUUUGGCCUCGUAUAUGAUGGCUUCUUGGAGGAUGGUACUCAAGUUGCAGUCAAGCUGCGGUCUCAAUCUUCCAAUCAGGGUGUAAAAGAGUUCUUGACAGAGGCACAAAACUUAACAGGGAUUCAUCACAGGAAUCUAGUCAGCCUGAUUGGCUAUUGCAAGGAUGGGGAGUACAUGGCCCUUGUAUAUGAGUAUAUGUCCGAAGGAGACCUCCAACAUAAACUCAGAGGGAGAGAUCACAAUGAUGGAUGUUUAACCUGGAGACAGAGGCUCCAUAUUGUACUGGAGUCCGCGCAAGGGCUCGAGUAUCUGCACAAGGCAUGUAGCCCGCCUUUCAUACACCGGGAUGUGAAGACGUCAAACAUCCUACUGGAUGCAAAUCUAAAAGCUAAGGUUGCUGAUUUUGGCUUGAUGAAGGCUUUCAAUCAGGAUGGUGAUACCCAUGUAUCCACAGCCAGGGUGGUUGGCACACCAGGCUACCUUGCCCCCGAGUACGCAACAGUCCUAGAGCUCACUGAAAAGAGCGACGUGUACAGCUUUGGUGUCGUGUUGCUGGAGGUGAUCACGGGGAAGCCUCCAUUCGUGCAAAUCCCGCAGGCGCAACCCAUUCAUAUUGUCAAGUGGGUGCAGCAGCGCCUUUCAUCUGGGGACAUCGAGGGCGUGGUGGAUGCACGCAUGCAAGGCAACUAUGAUGUCAACGGCGUGUGGAAGGUCGCCGACCUUGCGCUCGAGUGCAUGACGCAAACUCCCACGAAGCGACCGACGAUGACCCGCGUGAUGGCGCAGUUGCUGGAGUGCCUUGAACUUGAGGAGAGCCGCAGCACCGUCUACACCAGCGUCAGUGGCGACACGAAUGGCAUCGUCAACACCGCUAGCACCAGCGAUGAUCCCAGCUCAAGUUCUAUUAUGUACGCCACCACCGACCAGCCCGCCUCUGAUGUCGCCCAGAGCAGUGCAGCGCUCAGGAUGGGGCCUAACUCUAGCAGGGCCUCAACGGUGGCCGCCGGUCCUGCAGCACGAUGAGGCUGGCCGAACUUUGUUGCCCAUGCCUUUGUGCAUCAAAAGGGCCCGGAGGCUUUAAUUAUGUAACGCGUUUCUAUUUUUGAGGGAUUGAUCAUGGAACAUUUGGCAUUUGGGUGCUCAACUGAUUUUCUCGAUUCCAAUUCCUACUGAGUUUACUGGCCAGGGUUUCAAUCGUAGCGACCGGCCAACUCAUGCUAUCCUACUGAGGUUGCUUCCUUCACUGCUUCUUCCUAGCUCUGAAUCCACAGAUAAAAUGGCCAUGGAUGCUGUACAUGAGUCUUCUUCCGGUUCCUACGGUGUGGGUUUUGCCGCCACCGCGCGUGGUCAUUGCAGCCCUCUGUGAUCCCGAAAUGAUGUGGCAUUCGUACUGAUGGCACCUGAGGCACCGCACCCGGCCGCGUUCAGAUCAACAGCAGACAUGGAUGCUGUGGGCAUUUUCUCUGAAGGAGAGCAAGCCUCAGAACCAUCCUUUGCCACCAGAUCUACAUCAUUUAUGGAAGGUAUGGGAGGCAACGGCAUAGAAAUAGAAUCAAGGGUGCACGCCGGUGCACUCUGUUCUAAUUUGCUGCCGGUGGGAACGGCGGAGACUGCGGCACCGGCGCGGAACCGUGGACGAACUAGAGCUUCUCCGGCACGCCUACAGACAACGCGGUAGACGGGGAUUGUGGCAUAGCUAGAAAAUCAUCGACGGGGUCGAGCGGCCUCACCUCUGGGGCGCCUCCCGAGGAAUGGGGCGCGGCGGGGUCGAACUCCGCCAAGGCCGGCGCCGCAGUGGGUGGGGAUGGCGCCUAGAUCGUCGCCGGCGACGA